GUGUUCCGAGGUGUUUGUGCGAUCUCAUGACACUUAUGGAUUAUAUCGAUCGUCGAUAGGACGAUUGAGUGCAGAAUUUGGUGGUUUUACUGUUGAUUUUGGAUUUUGAAGUUAGGGUGGCGGGAAGGGAGAGAGGAGGCUUGCGGUCACUGACUGGCGGUGCCUGAUUACUGCGGAGGGGAAAGUGCCGGGCUACGAUCAGACGGACUUGGGGACUUUGGCGCUGCUGGAGGAAAAGGUACGGAGUGAGGCUUGGGGGAGCUCAUUGUUUUGGGAUCAAUUUGACGUAAUAGCUGAGCCGGGGAGUCCCGGAGAGAUUUCACGUACAGGUCUCGUGGAUCGGCUGUAAUUUAAUCGGAAAAAGCAAUCAGAUUGGAGUGAUGCCAUACCGGUUAUAAAUCAUCCGGAGGACGCAAUGGGACGGACACGAGUUCCGCUGACCCGUGGAGGAAUGCCAGCGAUUCUACUCAUUCUCUUUACCCUAGUCCUCGCGGUGACAGCUGGGCCGAAUGUCAGAUCGGAAUCUGCAACGGGACCGGCGAACAGUGUUGGUCCAUUGUCAGGAUCAUCGGCGUCUUCAUCAUCAUCAUCGCCAGUAUCAUCGUCAGCAAUUGGCUCGGUAUCUGGUGGUAGUCCAGGAUCAAGUGGUAUAGGCAAUGGUCUUGGUGGCGGUGGUGGUGGUGUUGGUCACUCAGUGAUGAGCACUGGUCCCAAUGGCAAUGGCAGGUGUGAGGACAUAACUAUACCCAUGUGUCGGGGAAUUGGGUACAACCUGACGGCAAUGCCCAACGAGCUGAAUCAUGACACACAGGAGGAAGCGGGACUGGAGGUGCACCAAUUUUGGCCGUUGGUGGAGAUCAAGUGCUCACCGGAUCUCAAGUUCUUCCUGUGCUCCAUGUACACACCCAUCUGUCUUCCGGAGUACAGUAAACCUCUGCCGGCUUGCAGAAGUGUCUGCGAGAGGGCUCGAGCUGGAUGUGCACCAUUGAUGCAGCAGUACGGAUUCUCCUGGCCGGAGAGAAUGGCUUGUGAGCGUCUGCCGAUGCACGGCGAUCCUGAGAAUCUCUGUAUGGAGCAGGACAAUCCUGCUAAUUCUGGUGGUAGCGCUGGUGGUCAUCCAAGUGCACCACCAAUGGCUGCUGCUGUACCACGUCCAACAAGACCAUCAAAGAAUGCACAGCAGCCGCGUUGUAAACCCGGUAAGAACCAAAAAAACUGCCAAAAUCCCCCAGGGGACAGAACAAGGGAGUGCGAGUGCCGAUGCAAAACUCCACUCGUACCGCUGGGGGUAACAAGUGUCAGUGGAAACGACCACGGGGUACUAGGAAACAUGCACGCAAUAGGGGUGCCGAUGUCAGGGGGGAUAGGGCCAAUGAUAAGCAGAGACAUUGCCCUGGGAAACGGAAAUGUCCUCAAGAAUUGCGCCCUACCAUGUCACGGGGCCUUUCUGACCACCGAGGAAAGAGGAUUCGCAGCGGUUUGGCUGGCCCUGUGGAGCGGUCUAUGCGCAGCAAGCACACUCACAACCGUAACCACAUUUCUCAUAGACACACAACGAUUUAAAUAUCCAGAACGGCCAAUUGUCUUUCUCUCCGCCUGUUACUUCGUCGUAUCCCUGGGUUAUCUUGCGAGAAGUGUGAUGGGACACGAGGAGAUAGCCUGCGAUGGGCCAGCUCUGCGAUCUGGGCCACAGGGUCCUGGUGCAUGUGUCACUGUUUUUCUCAUGAUCUAUUUCUUCGGAAUGGCAUCGUCCGUGUGGUGGGUCAUACUCGCAUUCACCUGGUUCCUCGCUGCCGGUCUCAAGUGGGGCAAUGAAGCUAUAGCAUCGUACUCCCAGUACUUUCAUUUGGCCGCUUGGCUAGCACCAACAGCACAAACUGUCUGGGCACUAUUGGCUGGUGGUGUCGAGGGGGAUCCUGUUGCUGGGGUUUGUACAGUUGCACCUGAUGGUGUGCAAACAUUCAUUCUGGUACCACUUCUAGUCUAUCUCCUGUUGGGCACCAGUUUUCUACUCGCUGGUUUUGUCAGCCUCUUCAGGAUAAGAUCGGUCAUCAAACGACAACCGGGUGCCAAAGCUGACAAGUUGGAGAAACUCAUGAUACGCAUUGGUGUCUUUUCCGUUUUGUAUACAGUACCAGCUGGUGCUGUUCUCGGUUGCUAUCUGUAUGAAUCCUCAUUCAGGCUGGAGUGGCUGAGGGGCAUUGCUUGUCAGUGUGAAGCACGCACUAGACCGUACUACUCAGUCCUGAUGCUGAAGUACUUCAUGGCACUGGCUGUUGGUAUCACUUCAGGUGUUUGGAUAUGGAGUGGUAAGACAGUGGAUUCAUGGCGGAGAUUGUGGAGACGUCUCUUUGGUGGUGGUGUUGCUGCUGGUGGUAAUGCUGGAAUGGCUGGUGUUACUGGUGUCAGUGGUAUUGGCAGUGCAAGCAUGAAAGGACGUUCUAUGAUGCCAAGUUAUGCAGCAUCUGGGCCUGGUAGUGCUCUUCUACCUCCCGGUAGCGUUGCCAGUGCAUCGCAACAUCAUCUUCAUCACCAUGUACUGAAACAACCACCUCUUUCGCACGUAUGACGUCACCAGUCGGCGGGAGGCGAUAUGAAUACAGCGGGCUGCGAUAGCCAGCAACAAAAUCAAUCGCAGCACGAGAGGCCAUCGGCUCUCAGCAAUUAUGGACCCAUUUAGCCUUUCGCCUCGGCCUCUAGGAGGCAUACGCCAGCACACACUGCGCCCCAUACACCACAUUCAGCCGCAACUAUCUAUUCGAGGAGAUCAUUGGCAUCGACAACAGGACCAUUGACACCAGCACAUGGUCUAGCACCAGCUUAUACUCAAGCUACUGAUGUCUGAUCUACGAUUGUACCCGUUGUCGGGUGGUAGUGAUAAUGAUAUGUGUGUGAUUACGGAAUUUAACGGAAUGACGAACGUUAACAUAAUGACAAACAAAUACGCCAUUAAUAUUUGCCGAAUAUACGUAUGUAAAACAGGGUUUGGCUUCGUGUCGGCCCAUUCCGUGAGUCAAUGUAGCGGUGAUUAGUUUAUUUUUCUUUGGGUAUCUGUUUAACGUUCCUUCAGUGAUUUUGGAAUCAAAUGUCGGGGAAUCACCGUCCGUGACUGUACAUGAGCCACGUCGUAUUGAGAUACUCUCUGGCUAGUGAGUUUGUGCGAAUGAACGAGUGUUUUUUUUGGAUGAAUGCUCUUACUGGUUGAUCGGCAUUACCGAUUGCCCUCGGUGACUGAUGAAUCUGGCGAUUGGCGAUUACCUGUAGCUGGGAUCUCUCCUUCUUUAUGCAAUCUAUGAUGCGGCUAUGGAGCCUCGGGUGAGGAACUGACUUGGGGAAUAGAGAUGUGGAGGGAAUCAUCACCUUGAUAGGUGUUUUCGUAAUAACGCAAUUCCAAAAGUUUCAAUUAUUUCCCCUUCACUUCCCUGGUCUUUUCCUCGUGUCUGGGGCAUCUCAACUGACUUUUCCUUUUAUACUUUAUACUUGUAUGUCUCAUGGGACUCAAGUGCAUGUCCGUCUAAUGUGUAUUCGUAUUGUCUAUUUAUCUACUAGCCGUUUACGGAUAGGUGUGUACUGAUUAGAGGCUAUCUGCACCGAAUUAUCGGUGAAAUUUAUCGAUUUGUAUCAAAGAUAACAGGGACAGGAUGGUCUUUGGAUAGCGUAAGUGAGAUGUGUAUAGGCUAGAUCAGACAAAUGAAGGUUUAUUAUAAUGUAAAUAUAUAUUCUAGUGAAUAGGCCAUUGUACAUAGGGAACAGAGCAGGUGAAUUUCGUUGUACAGAAUCGAGAGAUUGGCAGGGUCCUGAUGAAAUAGAGAAGGAGGGAUUAUAAGUCAAAUUCACGGAGAGAAAUUUUUUCGGCUCAUUGGCCCCACUAAACCCUAUGCAUGUGACUCUUACCAUGUAUUAGUGCCAGAAUUUUUCGCAGAAAUUUCUCUCCGCGUUGUGAAGACGAUUACUCGAUCGUCGUGUGAGUGAUCUUGACGUGACAAAUUAUCUAGAUCAGAUUGUUUUUUUUACUGCGAGCGAGGAAGAGCAAGUGAAUAUUAUAAUUAUUAUAAUGUAAAGAGAUUAAACUGGUCGUUCUUUCGUACUCACCCAUAGAAUCGUCUAUAGAUGAAGAAAUAUUUAAGACUUCUUGUAUUUCCACUCCUCCCUUUCCACCCUAUCCUCCCCCGCCCAUCCGCCACCCCCUCAGACCUCCGCGAUUGUACUUCGCCGCUGGCAACUUUCUCUGGUGAAUCUGGGGAAGGAAGAGAAAUGUUAAAUGUAUGAGUGGGGAGAACUGAGCCACGUGCACUGUAGAGAAUCAUUACACUAUAUGUAACAUGCGAUUUGUACGUGAUUUAAAGGGUUUACAGACACAAUUGGAUUUUAUUGAAAUCUUUGUAAGUGAAAAACAUUAAACGACAGUCCGAUGUAGUUGUGUAGAUGGAAACAAUUAUUAAAUACAUAAGUACAUAAAUUUAUAAGUCUUACCAGUUAUACCGGUGUAAUAGGGUGAUUGUGAGGUUUUUUUUCAGCCCCCGGGAGGUUUGACAUUGAAUUUUGGAUACCACCAUCUAUUGAUUUUCUGUAAUUACUGACUGAAUUCUCCACUCGUUCAGUGUUAGAAAAAAAUGAAAAUUCACUGCUGUAUGAUUUAAAAAUCCAACGACGGGGGGAAAUUUAAAAAAAAUUCUCAGCAACUACUGAAUCGAUUUUUCAUGUGACACACGAUCGAGAACCAAAAACUGCCUCAAACACUCCAAAUGCAACUGAAAAUCACAAAAAUGCAAUAAAGAUGACCUAUGGCGUGAGAAGUAAAUGUGUAAGAAUAUUUAAUUGUAAGAACGAUGUAAACGCGUGUGGAAUGGAAUAAAAAAAAAGUCACGGAGAGUUGGUCUCACAUAUCACAGUGGAGGAAAUACAAAGAUCAAUGAAAAAUUUAAUAUAAAGGACAAAAUGAGAGUCGGAGAAUGACGAAAAUUUAUGUGUAUUAGUCGAGGGGGAAAAAAGCAUUUUGUAACCGAAUAAAAUUUGUAAGUCACUUGAAACGAAACCUUUUGUCACGAUGAUAAUGUCAAUAAAUGAAAAAUGGAUCGAAAGGAAUGAGGGAAGGGGCGAAAAUUCAGCAUGUCAUCUCGAUUGUUUAAGUGGAACUCUCUGGCUCUCAUUUCCCGUCCCUUCCCCCAUUCCGCCUUUUUUAUGUACUCCAGAUAUUUCUUGUCCUCACUCCCUCGCCCUCCCCCUCUUCUCCCUCACCCCACUCCGCCUGGAAAUUCAUAUUGAACAAAGGGAUAGUCGUAUCUGAGGGGAAUUACGAUUAUCCAUUACCGCGUAUGGUAAUCAAAAUUGUAUACGAUUUUUUAAUACACUUUAUUAUUAUUUAAUUAUGAAAA
This is a messenger RNA of Diachasmimorpha longicaudata, 5375 nucleotides long. It is a transcript of the gene fz2, whose product is annotated as frizzled-2-like. Bases 416 to 2569 code for a protein of 717 amino acids. The record is from RefSeq and is a predicted model, not a curated record. Gene Ontology annotation, cellular component: plasma membrane. The transcript is spliced from 3 exons. NCBI's taxonomy places the organism in Eukaryota, Metazoa, Arthropoda, Insecta, Hymenoptera, Braconidae. Gene Ontology annotation, biological process: canonical Wnt signaling pathway; non-canonical Wnt signaling pathway. Gene Ontology annotation, molecular function: Wnt receptor activity; Wnt-protein binding.